Messenger RNA from Akanthomyces muscarius, 942 nucleotides. RefSeq lists its product as uncharacterized. The coding region runs from base 1 to 942 and encodes 313 amino acids. The record is from RefSeq and is a predicted model, not a curated record. The transcript has 2 exons. Lineage: Eukaryota; Fungi; Ascomycota; Sordariomycetes; Hypocreales; Cordycipitaceae.
AUGCGCAAGUUCGAGGGCGUCGCUGUCGAUGACAGCACCAGCUACUUCACCUAUCGGCCACUAUCCAAUCUCCCCACACCGCCUCCAACGGCGAGGCAGCCUCGCAGCACCACAGCGAGCUAUGCCAACGACGAUGGCGAGGCUCUGCCCGCAAUCUAUCGAGGGCCGGCAAUCCAUCUCGUCAAUCUGAUUCCCUCGACCGCAUCUCUCGCCUCCGCCUCGAUUCAUCUGGUCCAGUCCAUCCUGGGUAGAGCCAGCCUCCCCCUCGAAACGAUUGCACUGGCGGUCUGCGUUCUCGACCGCCUCGACGCGAAAUUCGGUCGCAAAUGGCGGCUUACAUGCCCUCUGCGUCCUGGCAGCAGCGAACCAGCAGCGGCAGCAGCACCCGAUGCAACGAUACGACGGCAGGUGUUUGCGCAUACGAAGCGGCACAGUCUGCCGCUCACGCCGCAGCAGCCGCGCCGGACGGCCCGCCAGCCUCAGCUCCAUAUCGACUCUGUGCAGCCCGAAAUCAUUGUCCUCGCCGCGCUCGUCAUCGCCGACAAGUUCACCGAAGACUCGGAGCAGUCGACCCAGGCCUACUGCACGACAUGGGGCCGCGGCCUCUGGUCGUCGGAGCAGCUCAAUGCCACGGAGCGCUCCAUCAUGGAGAGCCUCAACUACCGCAUCAUGCCGCUCUGCGCCGACGACUGCCUCACGGACGCCAUGGUCGACAUGCAGCUGGCCGGUCAAGACUACCGCCGCUGGGACGCGGCUGAGCCGUCCCCGCCACACAGCGACGACGGUGACAUGUCGUUCUCUGGUGAUGAGGGGGACGACUGUGAAAGCCACGAAGCAGGGAACCUUGUCUACGGCCACUCUCGCUCAAAGACAAUGGUGCCUGGCAGCGGCAUGAGAAGUGCAUCUAUCGGCCUGGGCCUCAGCUGGGCUACUGCCAUUUAA